Molecule: messenger RNA, 981 nt
Organism: Akanthomyces muscarius
Lineage: Eukaryota; Fungi; Ascomycota; Sordariomycetes; Hypocreales; Cordycipitaceae
Exons: 1
Coding region: 1-981 (326 amino acids)
Molecular function (GO): hydrolase activity
Source: RefSeq, a predicted model, not a curated record
AUGGGUAUUGACAAGCUAACGCCGCACGAUCCCCGCGUCAGAUACUUGACGGCUCCAGCACGUGGCAAGACCUAUGGAUACUUGCUGGCUGAGCCCGCCGACGCUCCCAUCGACACUAUCCUGCUUUUGCAUGGCUUUCCGGACUUGAGCUUUGGAUGGAGAUACCAGAUUCCUCAUCUCGUCUCCCUCGGCUACCGAGUCGUGGCACCCGAUGCGGUUGGAUACGCCUCGACCGAUGCACCGCAGGAGCUUGAAGCCUACACCACCGCCAGCCCGGCAGACGACUGCCGUGAUAGUCGGCGGCCACGACAUGGGCGGCGAGACGUGCUGGCAAGUCGCGGCCCGCCACCCGCAGCUCGUCAAGGCCGUCUUCAGCGUCUGCACGCCGGUCCUCGAGGUGGGCGACACGCACACGCCGCUCGAGGACCUGAUUGCGGCCGGCAAGUGGACGCACUUUGGCUACUAAAGUUAGCUGCAGCUCAUGGGCCCCGCGGUCGAUCAGCGCAUCCAGGGCCCCGACAAGAUUCGACAGCUUCUCAACGCCAUGUGCGGCGGCACCACCGCCCACGGCGAGCACGGCAUCAGUCUCUCCACGGGGUCAAGUUUGACAUUCUUCCGCAUCUGGGACCGACGCCGCUGAUCUCCGCGUCGGAGCUCGACUACUACACGGAGCAGUACAUGCGCCGCGCCGCGCCCCAGAUGCGCGGGCCGCUCAACUACUACCGCCUGCAGGCGCUCAACUGGGCGGACGGCGCGGCGCAAAAGGACAAGGCCGUCAGGAUCAGGAUGCCGGCACUGUUCAUCGCGGCGGCGGAGGAGGAUGGUGCCGUGCCGCCGUCGCUCGCGGAAGGCAUGGGCAAGAUUGUGCUUGACUUGACGUCGGAGCUGGUUCAGGCCGGACACUGGGCGCUGUGGCAGGCGCCGGCCGCGAUCAAUGAGACUCUGAAGGGUUGGUUGAAUUCUGUGGCUCAGAAGACUUGA